Molecule: messenger RNA, 4191 nt
Organism: Thamnophis sirtalis
Lineage: Eukaryota; Metazoa; Chordata; Lepidosauria; Squamata; Natricidae
Source: RefSeq, a predicted model, not a curated record
GCAUUGGAUUCCCCAGAGGCGAAAAAGAGUGACUGGCUGCGAAAAGAUGCGGGCGCUCCUGCUGGAAAUGGUGGCCUGAAGCCAUGCCAGCUGCUAACACGAUGACGGGGAGCGCUGUCCCCAGUGUGGAGAGCAAGCCCGAAAUCAUUAUUUGCAAAAACAUUGAGAGGAUCAGGUUUGCAAGUCUAAAUAAUCCAGCUGCAAAAACAACAUUUUGGGGUGGGCUUUCAAAGCAUAAUUGGUCGAAGAGUGUUGCCUUCCCAGCCAAGCUCCUGCUGAAAGCAGAACUAGAUUCCAGGGCAGAGAGCCCAUUGAAAACUGUAGAGAAAUUGAUGCUGGAUCCAAGGCUGGACUGUUUUCAGCAGAAUAUGCUAAGUCCCAAGAUGAUCAUCGGAGAUCCCUCAGUUGAUCUCAACGUGCGGGAAAGCAGCAGGAUUCUAAGGAAGCAAAUGGGUGGCUGUCCAAAUCUUCGGUCCGUUGGGAAAGUCAGCAUGAAAAACAAGCCCUUAAGUAUCAAGGACAAGAUUUCAGAAUGGGAAGGAAAAAAGGAAAUUCCAGCUCAGGUGUCCCUGUGGAAGGAGGAGGACCAAAGUGUUAAAGAGGAACCCAGUCCAGUUUUGGGUGUAAUGGAGAAGAUGGCUAGGCAUAGUGUUGCAAUGAGAGAUGUGGAUAAUAAGAGGCUCCCGAGUUGCAAGGGGCCAAGCAAGGAGGAUGACAGGCAUGUUGGAACUUUUAAAAACGCCGGGCAGCAUGUUGUAAGGAAAGCUGAUGUGAAAUCCAGGGAGGAAGAAUGUCAUUUCAAUGUGGGUAAAUGUACUGAGUUGAAGGACAGUAAGAAGGAAGUCCAGAAGGAGAACAUAUCUGUCUUGAGUCAGGUCAAGAAGCUGGAGCAGGCCUUGAAGUGUGGCUCAGCUGAAGCCCAACCCCAGCUACCAGGUACUUACUAUUCUCCACAUUGUCUGCAAGAGAAGACGGGAGAAGAUCAGGAGCCACCUGAAGGCCAGGAAAGUACCAACCGCAUAGAAGUAAGUAAGUGGCUCCUUGGCUUGGACACUGAAGCCAGAGAGCCAAUCUUCGGGACUUUGGAAGAGGUGAAAGCAUCUUGUGUGAAAUGCAGAUCUCGCAAUGAAGAAAAUGUGUACACGGAGCCUGGCUUGCCAGAGAAGAAACCUUUUAUCAAUCCGCUUCCUAAGCCUCGACGGACUUUCAAACAUGAAGGUGAAGAGGGAUGGAUUCCGCCAGCUCGGAAUAAGAGGCUCCUCCCCCCUCUUCCUUCUAUUCCACCCCCUCCUCUGCCUUCCUCACCUCCCCCCUCAGCCAUUAGUAGGAGGUUGAGGAACGGGAAGCUUAAGGCUAACGCAGAUCACAGGAAGUCCUAUGAAUUUGAAGAUUUGUUGCAGUCCUCUUCUGAGAAUGGCCGAGUGGAUUGGUACGCUCAAAGCAAGAUGGCCCUAACCCGCACUUUAUCAGAGGAAAACGUCUAUGAAGAUAUUCUAGUCAUGAUAUUGGCAUUGGCUACUGAUGCUCAGCAGCUGGUGUUAAAAAUCAAUGCCAUUUAUGAGGCUCGAAGAGGGAAGAAGCGAGUCAAGAGACUGUCACAAUCUACAGAGUCCAGCUCAGGGAGAGUUACAGAUGAAAAUAGUGAAUCAGACAGUGACACAGAAGAGAAACAAAGAGCUCACAGUCAACGCCUUGUUCAUGUAAAAUCUCGCCUGAAGCAAGCCCCCAAGUAUCACACCUUGGAGAGAGAUCUCAUCGAGUACCAAGAGAGGCAGCUCUUUGAAUAUUUUGUUGUAGUAUCAUUACACAAGAAACAAGCUUGUGCACCAUACGUCCCUGAAGUUACCCAGCAGUUUCCAUUAAAGCUUGAACGCUCCUUCAAAUUCAUGAGGGAGGCAGAGGACCAGCUGAAGGCCAUUCCACAGUUUUGCUUCCCUGAUGCAAAAGACUGGACUCCUGUUUCUCAGUUUAGCAGGAAAAAGUUUUAUUUUGUUUUAUAUUUAUUGCCUUGGUUUUCAAUUCCAGAUUUACCAGCAAAAGAAAACCCCUAUGAAGAUAUCGAGACAAAUAGUCAUUGCCUAGGGAAGAAAUGUGGCCUGAACUUUCCAGCAUCUCCUUCUUCUAUUCCUGGCACACCCACAAAGGUCCCCUCUAAGCCCAUCUUCUUUAGGCAGAACUCAGAACGCAGGAGUUUCAAACUACUAGACAUACGGAAACCGAAUCGGGAUGGCACUUAUUCUCCAUCCAAAAUCAGUCCCCCUUCCACUCCUAGCAGUCCUGAUGAUACUUUCUUCUCCUUGGGUGAUUCUCAAAAUGACCUGAAGCAGCUGUUUGAAAUUGUUCAAUGGUUUGGAAUGUUUCAAGUAAUUCAACAGAAGCCCAGUGGGAAAGGGAAACGUCUUCCAGAAGUUUACUGCAUUGUGAGCCGCUUGGGUUGUUUCAACCUCUUCUCAAAGAUCUUGGAUGAGGUUGAGAAAAGACGUGGCAUUUCUCCUGCCUUGGUCCAGCCGCUCAUGAGGAGUGUCAUGGAAGCCCCUUUUCCAGCCCUGGGUCGGACUAUCUCCAUCAAGAACUUCCUGCCUGGUUCUGGAACAGAAGUAAUGCUGGCUGGAGAAUUCUGGGAGUUGAAGUCCGCUAAGGGCAAAAAGCUACCUAUCUAGAUUAGAACCACCCUUCAAAAGUAGAUGAAGUAGCUAAGCUUGCAAGNCUAUUGCUACUACAAGGAAUCUUGAUUGCUUCUUUCAUUUUUUUCUUCUAGUACCUUGUCCAAAUGCUGCCAUGCCACAGUGGCCCUUCUCUACCCCUUUGCCUGGCAGCACACUUACAUCCCGGUACUUCCCCCUUCAAUGAUUGACAUUGUCUGCUCGCCAACCCCCUUUCUGAUUGGCCUGCUCUCCAGUUCCUUGCCCCGCCUCAAGGAGCUGCCAGUGGAAGAGGUCCUUGUGGUUGACCUUGUUAAUAACCGGUUCCUUAGACAGAUGGAAGAUGAAGAUUCCAUUUUGCCCCGGAAGUUGCAAGGAGCGCUUGAACACAUCCUGGAGCAGAGAAAUGAACUGGCAAAUGAGAAGGAGGAAGUCACACUCAAUGGCAAACAGGAGGCCAGCCCUUUGAAUGAGGUGGUGUCAGAAGCUUUCGUCCGCUUCUUUGUGGAGAUUGUAGGACACUACUCUCUCUUCAUGAUUCCUGCUGAGAAGGAAGAAAAGGCUCUCCAGCGGGAAGCUUUUCGGAAGUCCGUUUCUUCAAAGAGCCUUCGGAGGUUCCUGGAAGUUUUUAUGGAGACUCAGAUGUUUGGAGGCUUCAUUCAAGAACGAGAAUUACGAAAGCAGGGAGCCAAAGGUUUGUUUGAGGUACGUGCCCAGGAAUAUCUGGAGACCCUUCCCAGUGAAGAACAGAGCGGAGUUAAUAAAUUCUUGAAAGGAUUAGGUAGCAGAAUGAAAUUUCUUCAUAAGAAAUAAGCAUUUGGAGCACCACCAGGAGUGGAGAGGAGGAGAUCUUUUCUAAGCAUUUCAGCAGACACAGCAUGGGCUCCGUUUGUUUUUCCCAUUUUAAAACCAAGUCCAGCUUAGCCUGCUCCAGGGGUGGAGGAAUCUCCAGAGAAGCAGGGUUUAAAAGCUGCACCUGGGUGGACAGCUGACCUUGUGGCCUCCUAUACAGCAUGGUGCAGAAGGAUUGGCUUGAUGAAGAGCAUGCACUGGACAAAGCACUCCCCAACCUCUCUGCUCACUGACCCUUUUGCAGACUUUGUGGUGAUUUUGAGAUCUUAUCUAUUACGUUGUUGUUGUUUUUUGGUGAAAAUGUUUCUUAUUUAUACUGAGGUUAGGAAGACUUAUUAGGCAGAGACAUUUGUUCCAUUUACUCUCCCAAGGGAUGACAGCAAGGAUAGGCGCUGCCUUAACUUGGAUAGUAUAAUUGUAAAAUGACACGAAGUGAUACAGAAAGAGCAGGAAGAGACACAGACGUAGAGAUGGGAAAAGAAGAACUCGUAUGCACCAGUAGGUGUGGUGGUAGUGGUGGGGGGACUACUGAAUCCAUUCAGAAUUUUAUCCAGCUGACCACUAUGUGAUGACUUUCUGCCCCUUCCUGGAGUUUGGGAUAUAUGUCCACACUCUUCUUUCGGAGUAAAUCUGAUCUGUUGUAAUUGGAAGUAUGUGUUUAUUAAAACAAACUAAAGCAUGUGCUUAGUUCAAAGUA